AUGGGUGAUUUCAACAAUGUUUUGAGAGUUACAGAUCGUGUGGGUGGUAGAGAGGUGACUGCAUCUGAAUAUGAAGACCUAGUUACCAUGAUGGAUAAUCUUGAACUGUUUGAAAAAGAAAGCCAGGGGGACCAUUUUACUUGGAACAACAAGCAAUCAAAUGGGAUGAUAUACUCUAGAAUCGACAGGGUUCUUGGGAACAUACACUGGCAGCAACGUAACAUUGACACUACCUUAUAUAUCAUGGAACCGGGUGUAUCUGACCAUUCUUUAUUAUGCCUCAAAGACAACAUACAAACCAGUCCCUUUAAAAGACAAUUUAAAUUUCCCAAUGUGGUAACCCAGACUGAGGGGUUUCUUGCUGCGGUUAAGGCCAACUGGGACUUACCUAUGGAAGGUGGAGCAAUAAAUCUUUGCAAACCUUUUAAGGGCAUCCAGGGUCAAAUUGAGGAAGCUCGGGAUGAGUUACAAAGUGCUCAAGUUGAAUUGCAAAUGGACAGAUUGAAUGGCUCAAAGGCAGAAAAAGUGAAGAACCUUACUGAGAAGGUGAUUCAUUUGAACAAUAUUGAGGAGAAAAUGUUAGCCCAGCGUGCAAAAAUAAACUGGAUUAGAUUGGGAGAUGGGAAUAAUAGGUUCUUUCAUGCCACUCUUAAAGGAAAGAACAAGCAGACUAGGAUACAGUCCUUGCAAACUGGAUCAGAUGAUAUUGUAACUGACCAGCAGAGUAUUAAGGAGGAAGUCAUACAAUUCUACAAAAAUCUUGUAGGCACACCUGCUAGUGAUCUUACUGGCAUAGAUAUUGAAGCAAUGAGAAGGGGUCCCCAACUUAAUAGAGAUCAAAUGGAACAGCUCACUGUCCUUGUCACUGAUGAGGAAAUAUACCAGUGCCUAAUGACCAUGAAGGACCAAACAGCCCCGGGUGGAGAUGGCUAUAAUGCCAAGUUCUACAAGGUAGCUUGGGACAUUAUAAAAGCUGAUGUUUGCCAAGCUGUUCGAGAAUUCUUUGAGAAGGAGAAAAUUGGCCAAGAGAGGUCUCAGGCAAGGAGACCCUCUCUCACCUAUGCUCUUUGUCUUGGUGAUGGAUUACUGCAUCGGGUCUUACAGAAACUGAAGGAUAAUCCCAACUUUAAGUUCCACUCAAAGUGUAAGAAGCUGGGCAUUAUCAACCAUAGCUUUGCAGACGACCUGCUUCUCUUUGUCAAAGCAGAGACCACUUCUGUUAGCCUCUUGAUGGAAAACUUCAAAAAUUUCUCUUCCUCUACAGGCCUUACAGCUAAUAUGCAAAAGUGUAUGAUCUAUUAUGGCAAUGUGGCGCAAGUUUCCAAGAACACUCUUUCUCAAAUAACCAACUUUAAGGAAGGGACCCUACCAUUCAGAUAUCUUGGCAUCCCACUAUCUAGUAAAAAGUUAUCUGUUGUAAACUGUAUGGUGAUGGUUGAGAAGAUGACUGGGAAAGUUAGGAAUUGGACUAAUAGCCUGUUGAGCUUUGCAGGAAGACUGCAACUUGUAAAGAGUGUGCUGUUCGCGAUUACGAACUAUUGGUUCCAUUGUGUCCCAUUGCCCAUGAAAGUGAUUCAAUCUGCUGAAGCUGUUUGCAGAUCAUUUCUUUGGUCUGGUAGUGACAAGAUAACCAGGAAACAUCCUGUAUCUUGGGGGCAAACUUGUAACCCGAGAAAAGUUGGAGGGCUGAACAUAAUUGACCUAAAGAUUUGGAGGAAAGCGAGCUUGUUGAAAAUGCUUUGGAACCAUAGUGGCAAAUCGGAUAGCUUGUGGAUAAAGUGGAUACACUGCUAUUAUGUCAAGAGUUUGACCAUCAUGACUGUCCCUGUCAAAGCCUCUUGUUCAUGGAUCCUAAAAACAAUCCUGAACCAAAGGCAAGCUGCAAUGGACCUGCCCUGUUGGAACUCUAUGAUGCUGCACCCUAAAUUUAGCACCAGAAUUGUCUACCAUGAACUGUUGCAAGAUCUUCCCGUGGUUCAGUGGCAAAACUUAGUCUACAAAAACCUAGCUAGACCAAAAGCUCAGUUCAUCUUGUGGAUUGCGUGUAACAACAGACUCCCCUGCAAAGAACGUCUCCAUCAUUUUGGCCUCCUAAACAGCAACGAAUGCACUUUCUGCAAUGAGAUAGAAACUUUGAAUCACCUAAUGUUUGAAUGCAGAAUUACUCGUGAGAUCUGGACUUAUAUUCUCUCUUGGAUGCAGCUGGUACAUACACCACUUAGGUGGGAUGAGGAAAUUCAGUGGGUUAUGAAGAAGAGCAAAGGAAAAGGUAGUAAAGCAUCAAUCCUGAAGUGUGCGUUUACUGAAACAAUUUAUGAAACUUGGCUGUUCCGAAAUAGGUGUUGUUUUGGACGAUCUAAGGUGAGUGACAAUGGUAGCAUAGGACCGAAAAUUAUCGAUCAUAUUGUUUAUAGGAGCUGGCUGAAUCAUAAACUUAGGCACUAUGUUGCUAAGUUAAUGAUGCCAUAG
This is a messenger RNA of Vicia villosa (hairy vetch), 2469 nucleotides long. RefSeq lists its product as uncharacterized. Lineage: Eukaryota; Viridiplantae; Streptophyta; Magnoliopsida; Fabales; Fabaceae. The coding region runs from base 1 to 2469 and encodes 822 amino acids. The record is from RefSeq and is a predicted model, not a curated record. The transcript has 3 exons.